Messenger RNA from Limulus polyphemus (Atlantic horseshoe crab), 3274 nucleotides. Its product is annotated as putative protein kinase C delta type homolog. The transcript is spliced from 9 exons. The record is from RefSeq and is a predicted model, not a curated record. Bases 1 to 1779 code for a protein of 592 amino acids. Gene Ontology annotation, biological process: protein phosphorylation. Gene Ontology annotation, molecular function: protein serine/threonine kinase activity; ATP binding. Lineage: Eukaryota; Metazoa; Arthropoda; Merostomata; Xiphosura; Limulidae.
AUGUAUGUAUCAAAUGUAAUUCAAGAUAUAAACAUAACAUACCAAAUUCACAACUUAAACAAAACAUCUGAAAUUUCACCAAUAUCAAACGAGCAUCAAAUACACAACUUAAACAAAGCAUCUAAAGUUCUACCAACAUCAAACGAAGACCAAAUUCACAACUUAAACAAAACAUCUGAAAUUUCACCAACAUCAAACGAACAUCAAAUACACAACUUAAACAAAGCAUCUAAAGUUCUACCAACAUCAAACGAACACCAAAUACACAAUCUAAACAAAACAUCUGAAAUUUCACCAAUAUCAAACGAGCAUCAAAUACACAACCUAAACAAAGCAUCUGAAGUUACACCAACAUCAAACGAAGACCAAAUACACAACCUAAACAAAACAUCUGAAGUUCUACCAACGUCAAACGAACACCAAAUACACAAUCUAAACAAAACAUCUGAAAUUUCACCAAUAUCAAACGAGCAUCAAAUACACAACCUAAACAAAGCAUCUGAAGUUACACCAACAUCAAACGAAGACCAAAUACACAACCUAAACAAAACAUCUGAAAUUCUACCAACAUCAAACGAACAUAAAAUACACAAUCUAAACAGAACAUCUGAAGUUCCACCAACAUCAAACGACCAUCAGAGUUACGACGGUAACAAAAUACCAGAAGUUCCACCAGCAUCCCAGAAGAAGGAAAACUCAACACCUCGACCAGAAACGCUACCUGUAAAUGAUGUUAAGGGACAACGGAAACCCAAGAGGCUAAGAUUUAGGAAGUAUAAUACAAACGAUUUUGACUUCAUGAAAGUUCUCGGCAGAAGUGGAUUUGGUAAAGUGAUGUUAGCUGAGCUUAAGGGGACCGACCGAUAUUUCGCUAUCAAGUGCUUAAAGAAGAAUAUAGUGAUAGAAGAUAAUGACAUAGAGAGCACAGUUAUUGAAAGGAAGAUGUUAGCACUCGGAAACAGCCACCCAUUCCUAUGUAAACUUUUCUGUACUUUUCAGACCGAGGGUCAUCUUUUCUACGCUAUGGAAUAUUUGGGUGGAGGUGAUCUUAUGUUUCAUGUCGAACAAUCUGGAAAAUUUGAUCAGGAUAGAGCCAGGUUUUAUGCCGCAGAGAUUGUGGUAACCCUAAUGUUCAUGCACAAGAAAAGAAUCAUCUACAGAGACUUGAAACUAGACAAUAUUUUGCUUGACUCUGAAGGACAUAUUCGAUUGGUCGACUUUGGAAUGUGUCAGUUACGAAGUUAUAACGAAGAGUGUCUUCCUUCAAACUUUUGUGGCACCCCUGAGUAUAUGGCUCCAGAAAUGAUCAAAGGGCAACAGUACAACCAGUCUGUUGACUGGUGGUCCUUCGGAGUGUUACUGUACGAGAUGCUAACAGGACAGUCUCCUUAUAACGGAACCGAUGAAGCCGAGCUAUUCUGGUCGAUCUGUAAUGAAGAGGUUUAUUACCCCAGGUUCCUUAGUAAAGAAGCAAAAGAGAUAAUUUCUUUACUUCUUCAAAAGGAUCCGACUAUGCGACUGGGGAUGCCCACGUGCUCAGCAGGAAACAUAAUGUAUCAGCCUUUCUUCAAGUCUGUCAGUUGGGAGAGGAUUGAACGUAAACUAAUUGAACCACCUUUCAAGCCUACACUGUCAGGACCAAGUGAUGUAAGUAACUUUGACGAUGGCUUUACCAGGGAAACAGCGGUCCUGACCCCGUUAGAACCCCAAUUGCUAGCUACAAUGGAUCAGCAGCAGUUUAAGGGAUUCAGCUACACUAACCCCAGUAUGACUGACUAACUCGUUAAGAUCUGCUAGCGUGGUGAUUACACAGAUUAAAUCCAUGGCAACUACAGAAGAAGAAUAUUUGAGACCUUCUAUGACUGACUAACUCGAUAAGAUCUGCUAGCGUGGUGAUUACACAGAUUAAAUCCAUGGCAACUACAGAAGAAGAGUAUUUGAGACCUUCUAUGACUGACUAACUCGUUAAGAUCUGCUAGCGUGGUGAUUACACAGAUUAAAUCCAUGGCAACUACAGAAGAAGAGUAUUUGAGACCUUCUAUGAUUGAUUAACUCGUUAAGAUCUGCUAGCGUGGUGAUAACACAGAUUAAGUCCAUGGCAACUACAGAAGAAAAGGGUCAACCAAAGAAACAUAAGCUGCAGUUAGUUCGGCUACUUAAGCUAUUAUACUGAUAACUAGGAUAUUUAUUUCCUUAACUUAUAGAAAGUAUGUCUUACUUUCUGCGUGAAUUUAGUUCUUCUGAGAACGAAAGUAAGUAAAUUCAAGUUUUAAAUUAAGAAGAGAACUACAAAAUCAACAACAGAUAAAUAACUUGUGAAAGCAAUCUUUGUUGCUGUAAGCUUGUCUAGAGACUUCUUUGAUAAUCAGUUUUCAGUCCUUAUGUCACACCAUCUUAGGAAAAUUAGGAGUGUCUUGUAAAAGGAAAAGUUUAACAGUAUGCUUAAAAUCUUAUGUCUCAUACCUGAAACAAAAUAUUAUAAGGAAUAAAGUUAGUUGAUAAUUCUUUUAAAUUGGAGACAUUCCAAAAACAUAUUAUCGUUACUUAAAUAUUAAACGUUUACUUGUCAUUUAUUUGAAACUCUCUAUGGAGAUGUUAGCAAAUUGCCAAGCAAAUCCGAAGACGUGUAAAGAAAAUUGUUACGUAAUUACAGUUAAACUAUUUUUCGAAAGUGGUGUGAGUUUGGAUCAUGCGUCUACACACUCUUGUUAAAAUAAUAGUAGAGAUAAAGUAUCUGAUGCUUAUACAAGAUAUUGUGAUUUAACAUCAUGCUCCUGUAAUACGUAUUUAAAUCAUUUACUUAGCUUAAAAUAAAUUUUAUAUGCCGUCGUUAUGUCGAAAAAAAUCUAUGUGUAAGAGCUACACAGCGCCCUCACUAGAAAUUUCAACUAAACAAUAAAGAGUAUCCCGCCGAUUCUACCGGUAGAGUUUCUAUCGAUGUAUAUUAUGUUAAAGGUAUAAUUACCUAGUUGAAUUAUUCUAGUCUUCCUAAUGCAAUAUUAUGUAAUAUUCUACUAUACUAUGCAAAAUUAUUCUACGAUCUAAAAAUAUUAAGUCCAUUGUUUGGCAUUCAAGACGUUAUAGUAUAAGCUUAAUUAUAUACAAAGUAUUUCUAGAAUAUAUUUUCAUAUAAUGUUAGGACUGUUGUUAAUACACGUUUUGAUAAAUCUGAUUAUAAGUACUUUUUUGUACAAAUAAACAGUACGUCAUUGAUUGACUAUUUCUGCACUUUUUUUACUUGUGUGUAAAAUAAUUUUGGAAAAUAUGCUUGAAA